AUGGGGCCCCCUACUGACCCCGGGCCCUCUGGCAGUGCCCGAGUUUCCAAAUGGUCAGUCCGCCCCCUGCACAAGCAGUUACAGCAACAGCAUGUGAUCUCCAGCUAUUCCACACAGGAGAGUGGCUCUGCCCUGCUUGCCAAAGGGACAUGUACACUGAUCAUCAGGGCACUGAUGAUCAGUGUGCCCUGAUGAUCAGUGUAGCCCCAGCAGUGCCACCUGUCAGUGUACAUCAGUGCCUUAUGUCAGUGCUCAUCAGUGCCACAUCAGUGCCUACCAGUGCACAGCAAUGCCACAUAUCAGUGCCCAUCUGAGCUGCUUUUCAAUGUCACCCAUCAGUGCCAGUAAGUGCCACCUAUCAAUGCCAAUCAGUGCCACCUAUCAGUGCCAGUCAGUGCCGCCUAUCAGUGCCAGUCAGUGCUGCCUAACAGUGCCAGUCAGUGCCACCUAUCAGUGCUGCCUAUCAGUGCUCAUCAGUGAUGCCUGUCAAUGCCCAUCAGUGCCACCUACCAGUGCCUUCUCAUCAGUGCCCAUCAGUGCCACCUAUCAGUGUCCAUCAGUGCAGCCUAUCAGUGCCCAUCACUGUAGCCUCAUUAGCGCACAUCAAUGAAGGAGAAAAAAUAACUUAUUUACAAAAUUUUAUAACAAAAACCAAGAAAAAACAUUUUUUUUUUUCAAAAUUUUCAGUGGUUUUUGGUUUAAGAAAAAAUAA
Messenger RNA from Staurois parvus, 712 nucleotides. Lineage: Eukaryota; Metazoa; Chordata; Amphibia; Anura; Ranidae. The record is from the annotation of a GenBank genome assembly.